AUGGCGUAUCAGGACACAACAACCAUAUUGCAACACACUAUGGACACCAACAUGUUGCGUAAAUACGCAGGUGUGCUGGACACUGCUCUGUCCUUCUGGGGGUCACGUUGGAAACAUGAAGAGCAGACCGAAAGGCAAUUUGUUUUCGUCUUCCGACCGCGAUGGAACUACAACGCGAUGGCACUGCACCAAAGUCAGUUCGUGUGGUACCGCCGCCUCUUCGUGGUCUUCUCGCGCUACACAUUCAUUAACACCUUCCGCCCGAUACUGUCGAUUGGUAGUGCGGAUCAGCCAGCAGAGCUCAAGAAGAUACAGUAG
Phytophthora infestans T30-4 is the source of this 318-nucleotide messenger RNA. RefSeq lists its product as uncharacterized. Bases 1 to 318 code for a protein of 105 amino acids. Lineage: Eukaryota; Oomycota; Peronosporomycetes; Peronosporales; Peronosporaceae. Gene Ontology annotation, molecular function: N-acetylglucosaminylphosphatidylinositol deacetylase activity. Gene Ontology annotation, biological process: GPI anchor biosynthetic process. The record is from RefSeq and is a predicted model, not a curated record. The transcript has 2 exons. Gene Ontology annotation, cellular component: endoplasmic reticulum.